AUGUGGUAUGCGAAAAAGUAUGAUCCACUUCAAGCUGGAAGUAUUGAUGGAACUGAUUCUGUACCGCACGAUCAUGGAAUUAUAAGAGCUCAGUUAUCAAAUUAUCUUCCACCCAGAGAUAAUAAUGAUAUUACUAGUGAUCCAUAUAAAACUUUGUUUGUUGGAAGAUUAAAUCCAAUUACUACAGAAGGAACAUUAAGACAUCUUUUUGAGAAAUUUGGAUCUAUAAAAAAAGUUAAACUAGUAUGCAACCUAGUGACAGGAGAUCCACGUGGAUAUGCUUUUAUUGAAUUUGAUCAUGAAAAAGCUUGUGAGGAUGCCUACAAAAAUUCAUAUAAAUUGACGAUCGAUGAUCGUAUGGUUUUAGUUGAUUAUGAAAGAAGUAGAGUAAUGAAAGGAUGGAUACCUAGACGUUUAGGUGGCGGAUUCGGCGGUAGAAAAGAAUCUGGCCAACUUAGAUUUGGAGCAAUUGACAGACCGUUUAAAAGGCCAUUACAUGUUGUAGGAAAUCAAAAUAUGCCUGAAAUCCUUCCUGAUCAGAAACAUGAAGACUGUUGGCGCAGACAAGAUAAACAGAGAUCUAAAAAUGAUCAUUAUAGAAAUGAUAGAAAAAAACCAGAUGAUAGGCAUUCAUAUAGCCAUGAUAGGAAUGAUGUUGGUGAUGGAAAUAGUAGUAAAAUUUGCAAAGAUGAAGAAGAUUAG
This is a messenger RNA of Entrophospora candida, 702 nucleotides long. The record is from the annotation of a GenBank genome assembly. NCBI's taxonomy places the organism in Eukaryota, Fungi, Glomeromycota, Glomeromycetes, Entrophosporales, Entrophosporaceae.